This is a messenger RNA of Pyricularia pennisetigena, 1755 nucleotides long. RefSeq lists its product as uncharacterized. The record is from RefSeq and is a predicted model, not a curated record. Lineage: Eukaryota; Fungi; Ascomycota; Sordariomycetes; Magnaporthales; Pyriculariaceae. Gene Ontology annotation, cellular component: nucleus. Gene Ontology annotation, biological process: positive regulation of transcription by RNA polymerase II. Bases 1 to 1755 code for a protein of 584 amino acids. Gene Ontology annotation, molecular function: DNA-binding transcription factor activity, RNA polymerase II-specific; zinc ion binding; transcription cis-regulatory region binding. The transcript has 5 exons.
AUGAACAUGCUCACCAUGUCUUCCCCAGUCGGCAUACCGCUGGCUCCACCACAACCACAACUGAUACCAUGGAACGUCCAGCCUGGCCUCCCUGUCGCGGACAGGGCGGCAUCAGGAGCGGAGGCCACCGACAAGAUCGCCCCCAAGCCCUGCUUGACGUGCAGGAGACGACACGUCAGAUGCGACAAGCAGUUGCCACGAUGUCACCGCUGCGUGCGUUUCGGGCGGGUCUGUCCCGGCUAUGCACCCAGCACCCGUGGCAAGUCACAGAACGGGUCGAGUAAACGUCCACGGCUGGGAAGCUCGGCCUCGGACGGAGGUGUCUUGACCGUGCCGUUGACCGUCAAGACCGAGUUUGGUGAUUUGGGCAAAGUCGACGACCCCGACCUGGAGAUACAUCAUUCAAGUACUGAUCUGAGUACUGCGUCAAUGUGGAGCAUUCUGGACAACCAAGUGAUGAGUGCGGAUUCGCCAUCGAAUGCGUUCAGCGUUUGCUCGUCAAUGGGAGACGACGAAGAUUCCCAAUGGCUAUCAGUCUUGCGCAACGAGGAGACCACGCCAUGUAGAUACUUUGUAUCCAUGGUUCCAUUCAGUCCACUCAUCCGUAACUUGUUUUUAUUACUGGCAAGCUACCUUGGACCCAAGGCAAGCGAGUCAAACUCACCGGGAGAUGUAGAGCUUCUACGACGCAAGUCGGAGGCUUUGGAAGGAUUCAUCCGGGGUAUCGACGAUGGCGACAAGUCAGACGUCAUGGUCGCCGCUACGGUCCUGCUGAUAUGGGUCGGGUUCCACGACGAGGAGCUCGGGGCUUUUUUCGGCAGCCACCUGUUUGCCCUAAGGGAGCUGUUGCGAGCCCGAGGCGUACCGAACCAGUCCAUGGGUGAUGCAGCAUUACCUUGGCACCCUCGGCCGCUUUCAAUAUUCCAAGAGUACUUUGAGGAGAUAUACCUCGUACUCGGAACUUUGGGCACCACUCUGCUCCGGCAAAAGGAGGAUCUGACGCUUCUCUUCCCGGCGCCCGCCGUGGCAGCAAUAUGCGGGCGGGCCGAAAAGCGGUCCUGGGUCGGCUGCCCAGGCGAGCUGCUGCAGGUGCUCGCGGCGGUGAACAAGCUCUCUGCGGCGGCGUCGCCGCUGCCGGCCAAGCCCGCGUCCGCCAUGACCGCGACCGGCCCACCCACGCCGCCGGCAUCCGACGAGUGGAUCGCGACGCUCUUUCAGCAACUGACGGAAUUCUCACCACGAGAAUGGGCGAACCAGAGCGACAAGCAGCAGCAGCAGCAGCAGCAACAGCAACAGCAGUGCACGCCGGCAAACAGCUGCUCGCCGGCGCCGUCCCCCAUCCUCGAAGACGUGGCGAGCACCAACGACGACCGGUUCCACCUCGCGAGCGCCUACAAGGGCGCCAUCUACAUCUACGCCUGCCGCGCGCUCAGGAUCCAGUCGUGUCCGCAGCUCGACGGCUUCGUCGGCGAGGUCCUCGGCCACCUGGAGCGCGUCUCGCCCGAGGGCCCGCGCUUCGCCAGCACCAUGUGGCCCGCCGUCAUCGCGGGCAUGGAGUCGGGUUCGGCCUGGACCAGGGACGCCGUCCGCGCCCUCCUGCAGCGCCACCGGGCGGCCGCCGGCCCACAGUCCCUGCACCUGAGCCGCGCCGAGGCCGUGCUGGAAAAGCUGUGGGCUGAGCAGCAGGCUGGACUCGGUCCGGGGUCGUGGUUGGAUUUCGUCUAUGAUUUUGGGCUUGAUUUGAUUGUCAUCUGA